Chelmon rostratus (copperband butterflyfish) is the source of this 6552-nucleotide messenger RNA. RefSeq names its product unconventional myosin-VIIb (gene myo7ba). Gene Ontology annotation, molecular function: protein binding; ATP binding; cytoskeletal motor activity. Gene Ontology annotation, cellular component: cytoskeleton; myosin complex. NCBI's taxonomy places the organism in Eukaryota, Metazoa, Chordata, Actinopteri, Chaetodontiformes, Chaetodontidae. The record is from RefSeq and is a predicted model, not a curated record.
AUGCUGCAUUUGAGUAAGGGGGAUUUUGUGUGGCUGGAGUCCAGUGGAGGAGUGCCGAUCGGGGCAGAGGUCAAGGUGACUAGCUCCGGGCAGCUUCAGCUCAUCGACGAUGAAGGAAAGGAGCACAAGAUCAAAAAGAAGAUGCAGGCCACCAUCCGGCCCAUGCACCCCACCUCUGUGAAGGGUGUGGAUGACAUGAUAAGACUGGGAGAUCUCAGUGAGGAGGGGCUCCUCAGGAACCUCCUGGUGCGACACAGGGAAGGCAUCAUCUAUACGUACACAGGCUCCAUUCUGGUUGCAGUCAACCCUUACCAGCUGCUGCCCCUCUACACCACUGAGCACGUGCAAAAGUACACAGAUCGACGACUGGGUGAACUGCCGCCGCACGUCUUUGCCAUCGCUGACAACUGCUUCUUCAAUAUGCGCCGCCACCGAAAGAAGCAAUGCUGUGUCAUCAGUGGAGAGUCAGGAGCAGGGAAGACUGAAAGCACCAAGCUCAUGCUGCAGUUCCUGGCUGCAGUGAGCGGCCAGCACUCCUGGAUCGAGCAGCAGAUUCUUGAAGCGAAUCCCAUCUUGGAGGCCUUUGGUAAUGCCAAAACAAUUCGAAAUGAUAACUCCAGUCGUUUUGGGAAGUACAUUGAAAUCAGCUUCACCAAAGGUGGAGCCAUUGAAUCGGCCCGCAUUGAGCAAUACCUGCUGGAGAAGUCCCGAGUUUGUCGUCAGGCGCCUGAGGAAAGGAACUACCACAUCUUUUACUACAUGCUGAUGGGCAUGACAGCUGAGCAGAAGAAGAUUCUUUCGCUUGGGAACGCCGCUGAGUACCACUAUCUGAACAUGGGUGCAAACAACAAAUGUGAAGGACGUGAUGAUGUUAAGGAAUACGCCCACUUCCGUUCAGCUCUGAAGAUCCUCAUGUUCACAGAGAAUGACUCCUGGGAGAUCUCCAAACUGCUGGCUGCCAUCCUUCACCUGGGCAAUGUGAAGUUUGAGAGCACCAUAGUAAAUAACCUCGAGGCCUGUGACAUCAUCACAUCGUCCCAUUUCGACAUGGCCAGCCAACUUUUGGAUGUGGCUCCCAAAGAGCUGGAGAGGAGUCUGACUCAGCACUGCUUCAUGGCUUCCAGAGAGAGCGUGACCAAAGCUCUGACCUCUGCUCAGGCUGUGGACAGCAGGGACGCCUUUGUCAAGGCCAUUUAUGGACGGCUCUUCCUUUGGGUUGUGGACAAAAUCAACGCUGCCAUUUACAAGCAGCCUGAGGAUUCUGAGGAGGUCAAACAGUCCAUCGGCUUGCUUGACAUCUUUGGCUUUGAGAACUUCACCAAUAACAGCUUUGAGCAGCUGUGCAUCAACUUUGCCAAUGAACAGUUGCAGCAGUUCUUUGUCAAGCAUGUUUUCAAGCUGGAGCAGGAGGAAUAUGCCCGUGAAAACAUUGUUUGGAAGCAUGUUGACUACCAAGAUAACCAACGCACCCUGGACGUAUUGGCCAACAAAUCUCUGAACAUCCUGUCGCUCAUUGAUGAGGAGAGCAACUUCCCCAAGGGCACAGAUGGCACCAUGCUCCAAAAAAUCAAUCAGGUCCAUGGGAAAAGUGGCAUCUACAUCCCCCCCAAGAACGACCAUGACACACAGUUUGGAAUCCAACAUUUUGCUGGAGUGGUCCACUAUGAUUCAAAAGGUUUCCUCGAGAAAAACCGUGACACCCUCAGCUCAGAUCUGAUUCUGCUGGUGGAGACCUCCACCAAUAAACUCCUCAAACAGGCGUUUCAAAAGGAGCUGUCCACCAGUACAGUCAAGAGCGGCACCAACAAAAGGGUGGCCAUCACCUCGGCCUCCAACAGCCUCCGGCAAAUAUCUGAUGGCAAGAAGCGUGUUCCAACUCUGACCGGCCAGUUCCGUCAGUCUCUGGAUUCCCUGAUGAAGACACUGACUGUGUGUCAGCCCUAUUUCAUACGCUGCAUUAAACCCAACGACUUCAAGAAGCCCAUGCUGUUUGACAGAGAGCUGUGCAUACGUCAGCUCCGUUACUCCGGUAUGAUGGAGACCAUCAGGAUCCGGAAAGCUGGAUAUCCUGUACGCUACACAUUCGACGAGUUUCUCGGUCGCUACCGCGUCCUUCUGAAAACUUGCCUCUGUGACCCCAAAAAAGAAAGUAACGUGAAAUGCUGUGAAAGCAUCUGUCAAGCUGUGCUCGCUGGAGAGGGAGACUGGAAGAUUGGCAAGACAAAGAUAUUCCUCAAGGACUACCAUGACACCAUGCUUGAGGUAGACCGCAUGAAAGAACUAAAUGUGAAAGCACUUAUAAUCCAGAAAGUCCUGAGAUGCUACAAGUACAGAAAACAGUUCCUGAAGAAAAAGGCAGGCGCUCUUGUUAUUCAGAAAUACUGGAGAGGACACAAAGGCAGACAGCUGUACAAAGUGGUGCAGCAUGGCUUUGCAAGGCUACAGGCCCAGGUUCGUUCUCGCCAACUCCACUUCCAGUACAAGAAGAAACGAGCGGCAGCCAUCGUGCUGCAGACCCAAGCCAGAGGAUACCUGGCCAGGAAGGAAUGGAAGCGCAAGAGGAACGCUGUGAUCCUCCUGCAGGCACAGACCAGAGGUUUGCUGGCAAGAGCUGCUCUCAAAAGGAAGAAAAGACAUAUGUACCUUUCAGCUAAAAAUAGAGAAGAAGAACGGCUGGCCAUUUUGGAAAAACAAAGACUCUUGGAUGAAGCGCUGAAGAAAGACACGGACGAUUUCAUCACAGACCAGGAGAUGGUGGACAGGAUCUUUGGCUUCCUCCCCAUUGCUGUUGCAGGCCAGGAGAGCCAGCCGCCACAUGUCUGUAUCUGUUUUCAGAGCUUUGAGGGGAGAAGGAUGGCUUUCGAGGAAAUAGACAUUGAUGACCUGCCCAUGGAGGAAGAUUUUCCCAAAGAAGACUACGAUGACCUGGAUGAGUACUCCUUCUCCAAAUUUGCCUCCAUGUACUUCCAGGGGGCAGCCACCCCCACCCACAUCCGCCAGAGGCUUCGGCAGCCCCUGCUUUACCAUGAAGAUGGAGGAGAUGUCCUGGCCUCGCUGACAGUGUGGUGGAUCAUCCUAAGGUUCAUGGGAGACCUACCUGAGCCAAAGAAGCAGGUCCAGGUCAGGGGAAACUACAUGCAAGGACCCCCUCUGCCACAGGGCCGGGUCUCCAGAGGGUAUCAGAGGGUGCAAAGUCAUAAAAAUGAAAGAAAGCCUUCCACAGCACACGAGGAGCCCACAUAAAAUAGAAAGAGCUCCAUGUUUGACAAGAAACAAGAAGGCUUUUGCUAUUCAGCGGCUCAAAACCUGAAGGUAUACACUGCGCCACAAGGGAGGGAAUCCACAUUUGCCGAACCACUGUCCAGGAACAGAAAAGCAUCCGCUGAAAGAAAGUUCUCUCUCAUUUUUAAACAUUUUUUUUCACCCACCCGGCAGACUAUAAAUGAGGACAGUGAUGGAGAAGGAGCCACCUUGGACCGACCGCUGACGUCUCUCGAAAAACUCCACAUCAUUGUGGGAUAUGCCAUCGUCAGACCUGAUCUCAGGGAUGAAAUUUACUGUCAGAUCUGCAAGCAGCUUCAGGAAAACACCAACCGCAACAGCUACUUCCGUGGCUGGAUCCUGUUGUCCCUCUGUCUGGGCAUUUUUUCUCCGAGUGACAUCUUUUUAAAGUACCUGCAGAGUUUCAUCCGUUUCGCUCCAGGUGGCUACCCUUACUACUGUGCUGAAAGGCUGCGGCGCACACGAAUGAACGGAGUGCGAGGGGAGCCUCCGGCCUGGCUGGAGCUGCAGGCAACCAAGACAAAGAAGCCCAUAAUUGUGUCUGUGACGCUGAUGGAUGAACGCUCCGUUAACCUGCCUGUUGACUCAGCAUCUACCGCCAAAGAGAUCUGCCAGCUCCUGUCUAACAAAGUCAAACUCGAAGACACCUUUGGCUUUUCUGUCUACGUCGCCUUGUAUGAAAAGGUGUGGGCUCUGGGCAGCAGCCGGGAGCAUGUGAUGGAUGCCAUCUCCCAGUGUGAGCAGGAGGUGAAGAGGAGAGGAGGGCAGGAACAGCACGCUCCAUGGCGUCUUUUCUUCCGUAAGGAGAUCUUCACCCCCUGGCAUGACUGCAAAGAGGACAAGAUCAGCACAGACCUCAUCUACAAACAGAUCAUCCACGGCCUGAAGUUUGGAGAGUUCCAGAGUAGAAAGGAGGAUGAUAUUGUUCAGCUUGCUGCAAAACAUUUAUACAUUCAGCACGGCUCAGACAGCAGCCGUGAACACGUGAAGGACGCUGUUCAGGACUGCAUCAGCAGCUCCUUGCUGGAGGCCAAGUCAGAGGCCAAAUGGGUGCAAAUGGUCAGCACUGCUCACGCUCAGGGUCCAUACUUGAGUUCAAGGCAAAAUGCAGAUUCAGUGAAGGCGGAGAUAGUCGACUACGCCCGAGAGAAGUGGCCCAUGUUCUUCUCCAGGUUCUUUGAAGUUGUCAAGGUGUCAGGUCCUCCCCUGCCAAAGAGCAAGUUCAUUGUGGCCGUAAACUGGACUGGUAUCACCUUCCUGGAUGAGAGAGAGAAGAGACUGCUGGAGCUCUCCUUCCCUGAGGUCACCGGAGUCAACACCGUCAGGCAGGGUAAAGCGUCUGGCCAUGCGGUGACCCUGCUGACACUGAAAGGAGACUUCACUCUGAGUGGGGGCACAGCUGAGGACAUGGCAGAGCUGGUUACAAUGUUCCUCAGUGGACUCACAGAGAGAUCUCAGUAUGCUGUGACGCUGAAGGAAGCCGACAGACGAGACGACCCCACAUUCCUGAGCUUCAAGAAAGGAGAGCUCAUUAUCAUAAUCAACGAUGAUGAGUUUUCUAAGCAGCGUGGCUGGAUAAAGGGCGAAAAUGACCGCACAAAACAAACGGGAGCCGUCCCCACCGAUGCCAUCUUUAUCCUGCCAACGCUCAGCAAGCCCACCAGUGAGGUCAUGAACCUCCUCAACUUGUCUCCUAACCAAAGGAAGAACUUCAUACAGGCAAACGACACAGGAACAAUGGAGAGAUCAGCUCCUGCCACUCUGAAGGAAUUCUCCCUCGAGUACUUCAGGCAGCCCACUAAAGAUGUGAACCGUCAGGUGAUUUCCAGGAACGCUGCACCUGAGAGGCUGUGGGCCAACUCCAGAGAACCAAUCAGACAGCCCCUCCUCAAGAAACUGGGCAACUCUGAUGUCAGCCACAAAGCCUGUUUGGCCUUCACUGCCAUCCUAAAAUAUAUGGGAGAUUACCCCGCCAAGCAGGUACAGAGUCCUCUGGAGCUCACCGACCAGAUCUUCGGCCCCGCCACCGAGAAUGAGGCUCUCAGGGACGAGAUCUAUUGCCAAAUCAUGAAGCAGAUGACCAACAAUAACAACCGGUUCAGCAUGGAGCAGGGCUGGCAGCUGCUGUGGCUCUGCUGUGGCCUGUUUCCUCCCAGCCAGCCUCUUCUGAGACACACUCAGCGAUUCCUGGACUCGCGCCGCAGAGAGCCGCUCGCCACCGACUGCCUGCACCGGCUGCAGAGCUCGCUGAGGAUGGAGCCCAGGAAGCUUCCACCACACCAGGUUGAGUUAGACGCCAUCCAGCUGAACAGCACCCAGAUUUUCCACAAAAUCUGCUUCCCCAACGACACAGAGGAGAUAUUUGAGGUCAAGACAAGCACCAAGAUCAGGGAUCUCAUCCAGAACAUUGCCAACAAGCUCCGUCUGGGUUCAGCAGACGGCUUCAGCAUUUUUGUCAAAACACAUGACAAGGUUCUCAGUUUGGAUGACACAGACUACUUCUUUGAUCAUCUGAGACAAAUCACUGACUGGUCCAAGAGAGCCAAGAGAAUCAAAGAAGCUGGACCAGUCAACGUACCCUACCUUGUGUUCUUCAUGAGGAAGUUGUGGUUCAACGUGAUCCCUGGCAGAAACACAGAGGCCGAUCUAAUCUUCCAUUUCCCUCAGGAGCUACCAAAGUACCUGAGAGGCUAUCAUGUUUGCACCAAAGAAGAAAUGGUCAGCAUGGCGGCUCUGCUCUUCAGGAUAAAGGUCAGCAAGGACGUGAGCCAGUUUGUCAUGAUUCCCAAGAUGCUGAAGGAGCUGGUUCCUGCAGACCAGCUGAGGGCCAUGUCUGAAAAUGACUGGAAGAAGAGUAUUGUGGCCUCUUAUAACAAACAAGCUGGCAUGAGUGUUGAAGAAGCUAAGGUGACCUUUCUGAAGGUGGCUUACCGCUGGCCGACGUUCGGCUGUGCCUUCUUUGAAGUGAAGCAAACGUCAGAACAAAGUUUCCCAGAUAUUGUACGAAUAGCCAUCAGCAAGCAAGGCCUCACCAUCAUCCACCCGAAAACCAAGGACGUUUUGGCAAAUCACCCCUUCAACCACAUCGCCAACUGGUGCAGUGGCAGCACCUUUUUUCACAUGACUGUUGGCAACUUAGUGAAGGGGAACAAAUUCCUGUGUGAAACUUCCCUGGGGUACAAGAUGGACGAUCUCAUAACGUCCUACGUCAACAUGUACCUCAGAGAGAGGAGGGCACAGCGCACCAGGAACCAGCACUUCAACAGCUGA